AUGAUCAUACGGGGGGUUUUGAAGGUUCUCGACGAGGUUUUACCCUUCUCGUCGUUGUCGUCGAAGGAAGUUGAUUUCAGGUCACUGUCAAGACAGGAUAUUCAACUUCUGGUGGGUUAUGGCUGCCCAAGUACAGACAAGAAAGUGGUUUUCUCUGCAAAGUUAUUGAGAAAGCAUGUCCACCUUGAUGAAGGAGAUGUCUGUAGUUCCUGCAGUUUAAGGACAUCAUGUGAGAAAGGAUAUCUGCUAACAAAUAAAGAGGAUGAGGCACGCACAAUUGACGUCAUGCGUGUCCUGCUGACAUAUGGUUUUGAUCCAUUGGAUGGAUCUUUGGUCAAUAAAUCUGUUCUAAAACAAAAAUCGGUUAAGAAUGUAGUCCGCAAGUUGCUUCAUGAGGUAGUUAAGCUGAGUUCUGUUCCAAUAGAUCCAAAUCUUCCGCCUCCAGUGAUAAAGAAGCCUCCACCAAAAGUGAAGCAACCUCCUCCCCCUCCAAAGAAACGGGUAGGACGUGAUGAUGUUGAGAUGAAGAAAGGUGAUUGGUUAUGUCCCAAGUGUGAUUUCAUGAAUUUUGCGAAAAACACAGUUUGCCUACAAUGUGACGCUAAACGGCCAAAGAGACAGCUUCUUCCAGGAGAAUGGGAAUGCCCCGAAUGCAACUUCUUAAACUAUCGGAGAAAUGUGACAUGUUUCCAUUGUGACUGCAAACGGCCACCUGAUGAAUUAGUAGAAACUAAAACAUUAGAAAAGCAGCAUGGGCUCAAUAUGGGGUUGAAGAAGGUUGGCAGCAGGCACGAGGUUUCUAAUGCCUGGAAUUUUGACUUCGAUGAUAAUGAAUCAGAUGGGGCAGAUGUUGCUGCUUUCGAGUAUGCAGAUUCUUCUGUGAUGGGUGAAGAUAUUCCUUUGGACAGUAAAGCUCGUCAGACAAAUUUUAAAGGACCUGAAGAUGAAUUCAGUGGGGCUAAAGGAGUUCCAAGAUCCAGCAGAAGAGAAUACGCUGCUCCUGACCAUGGUAGGCCAGGCACGGGGUUUGACGAUUUUGAUGAAGAUGACGUUGACAGCUAUGAGAUUGACACUCAGAAACAACCAGUCAGGAAGUUUUCUUCUAAUGAUUUUUCUGAAGUUGAAGGAUUUUCUGAAUCAGAAGACAGUGAAAUGUCCAAUAGCAAUUCAUUUGCUCAUCGCAGGACCCCAUCUUCAAAUAAGACAACUAAAUAUGUGCAGCGAAGACAAGCUUUCUCUGGCUCAGAAAAUGAUGAAUUGAGCUCUGAUUCAGAUGAAGAGAUUUCUGUUCACCCCAACUGGAAAUCCAGUCAUAUUGCUGAUUCUAGACAUAGAGAUAGAGGAAGAGGUCCUAAGAGGGGAUUGAGCUUUGGCUCGGAUGAAGAACUUGGAGUUGACUCGGAUAUAGAUGAUAAUCUUGGUAGGGAUUUUGGUGACAGACAAAGAAAAGGCAGAGGGAAUUUUAAGAGUACAAGAAGUUCAGGUUCUUUCAGUGGUUCAGUAUCAGACAGUGACGAUGACCUACAUUCUUGGAGAAAUAAGUCAGCUGGAAAUAAAGUACGAAACCGCGGGAAAGGAAAGAGUUUUAAUGAUGGGGGCUUUGGUAGGAUUACGCAGGCUAGAUCCAAAGGGAGAACUAACACCAGAAGGAUCCACUGGAUGAUGAUUACGAUGCAGUAUCUCGGGGGUCUGGGGUAAUAAAGAGAGGGAUUUCAACAGAAUGACUCUGGUAGGUGGAGAACAAGUGACAGGAGUCGUGAGCAGCAGAGUUUCAACAGACCUAAACGAGAAAAGAUUUGGAAAAUCAACAGCGUAGAAGGUCUACUGAUUAUGGCAAGGAUACAGAUUACGGAGAAUUUAGAAACAGUAGACGUGUAAU
Molecule: messenger RNA, 1879 nt
Organism: Carica papaya (papaya)
Lineage: Eukaryota; Viridiplantae; Streptophyta; Magnoliopsida; Brassicales; Caricaceae
Source: RefSeq, a predicted model, not a curated record